AUGGAGACGGAGGAGUUGACAAAACUUGUCGAUGGCAUUUACAAGAAUAUUUUGGACAAAUUUAAUCCAGGUGCUCGUCAGAUGAUAACGGCCGGAAAGGCCUACUUAAAGGCUUUACACGGUGCGGCCGCCGCAUCGAGGUUGUAUGUCGAUGCAGUGGGGAAGCUUGGCAGGCAGGCACAACAGGGCACAUGGGGAGGAUGCGCCGAUAUAGGAACUGCUCUUAUGAAGGUGGUGGAGGUAUAUCGAGAAAUACAAGAUCAACAAAUGAACAUCCUAAAGGCGUUUUACGUAGACCUACUGGUCCCCUUGGAAACUAAUCUGGAGAAAGACACAAAAGUAGUACAGUCGGAACAAAAGAGGUUUUUACAACAACACAAGCUGAGGUCAGAGAGCUACAGUAAAGCUGCAGCGACAAUUAAAAAACAACGGAAGAAGAAACCUAAUGUCACUAAAGUUGGAUCAGCUAUGGACAAGGAGAUGAAGAACAUGCAGAUACUAGAGGAAGAGAAGACUAAAUUGGAUGCGUUCUGCGAACAAAGCUUGAAGAACGCUAUGACACAGGAACGUCGUCGCUACGGCUUCGUGCUUGAACGGCAAUGCUCCUUGGCUAAACACUGGUUGGCUUACCACACCGCGGGCGCCACUGCCUACAACUCUGGACUUGACGAAUGGCUUGAAGUAUCCCGAACCCGUGAAUUCCUGCCACCCAAUGUUGAAGCUAUGUUCGUUAGCAGAAUGAGACAAGUGUCAUUCUGGGCUGAUGAAGACGUAUACGCCAGUCCACGCGUCGGCGAUGAUGAUGAUCGAGCUUCAGUAGGAUCUGCUUUGCGUAAAACUAGAUCAGUGGACGCUUCAUGCCUUGACGUCAGGUCUAUUGGAGACCUAGGCUCACCAACUCAAGGACUAUCAAGAGCCAAAUCUGAUUUCAAUCUACAAGCGAGCUCAAAUAAUGAUGAUUCAGCAACAGAUACCCGUACAGCUACCCGACCUUCCUCUCUUGCCCCGCCAACCUGCACUACACGAGACCCACCACUGGCCCGAGCUCUAUACGCCUACGCAGCAGCCGGAGACAACCAGCUGAGCUUCCAACAAGGAGAUGUAUUAGCACUGCUAGGAGAAAGGACGAAAGGGUGGCAAUAUGGCGAGAACUUGCGCUCGCAUCACGCUGGAUGGUUCCCACUCGCUACACUGAACCUAUACCGUUUGAUGAAGCUGGCUUUUCCGGCAGAAAUUCACCAGCCCGAUGGAGCUGCGUACAAACGCCAUCAGAGGCUCCACCGCCCGCACCAAUGGCACAUGCGCAGACUACGCCCUCAGCCACAGUACACACGCACUCACAUCCAUCUACUCGUAUGUUUGGCGAUACUGUCACUGCUCAUCAUGUUACUAAGGGACGACUUGGUAGCGGCUCACCAGGAUUGCCGCCGACUUUACCAGCACCGUCACCCAGUGCGCUUAGCACUUCAGCAAGUGCCACAUUCCACGCUUCUACUCCCGCCCCAGGUGCCACCACUGCCAUCAAAAAUUCUACAUCAUCAGCCAGCUUUACUACUCAUGCUGUCAUAGAAACUAG
This is a messenger RNA of Spodoptera littoralis (African cotton leafworm), 1576 nucleotides long. The record is from the annotation of a GenBank genome assembly. NCBI's taxonomy places the organism in Eukaryota, Metazoa, Arthropoda, Insecta, Lepidoptera, Noctuidae.